CAACUCGGACCACGCGCUGCUGCUGCCGGCUGUGUCUCUGAUCGCAAGUCAUCAUGAGUUCUAGGAGUCGCAGAUCCCAGAAGAUCCCAUUCAAUGAGAAGACUAAUAUGAGAAUGGAGCAGUUUUUCUCUCCGGUCAACAAAGAGCCAACGAAGGACUCUGGAAAUGAUGCAAAAGAGAAACCUGACAUCCAGGACCAAGGGCCCAAUGAUUUGAAAAAAAAACUUUUAAUUCACGUUGAGGGAGAAAGCAGGCCAAUUGAGCACGUAUGCAGCGCGAAGGACACCUUAUACAGGGCACUGCAGCAUGUUGGAGCUCUCCAAGCAUACAUGAACCCUCAGAGUGGCAAGGAACUGUUGGUGCGUGGCAGAGAUGGUAUUGAAGCUUACAUACACCUUGCAAUGCCCCUCAGCUGUUUUCCUGAUGUCACUCGUUUGGAAAUUAGCUUUAUCAAAAGUCAGAGUGGGCAGAAAGAAAACCACCUGUUUCUGGGCCAGUCUCUCAAUUUUGACACCAUCUAUGUUAAAUUCUAUAUUCAUGCCAUUGGGAAGAGGGGAGAAAAGAUUGUUCAGUGCUGGAAACUUCACAAGCAAGGGAACAAACUCUGUGUCUGGGGUUUCAAAGGAGAAACUAUUAAGGAGGCUUUGUGUCGGGAUGGCAGGUUUCUGUCCUGUCUGGAGAAUAGUGUUUGGAAACUCGUGAAAGACCUGGGCAGCAUUUUAGAGAGCUCCCAGCUCGUGGACGACCUGGAGGGCAAACUCUUUGAGGUUGAGUUUGAGAAAAGGAGGAGCUCAAGGUCAGCCAGUGCUCAGAACUUUGAGUCAGGAGAGAGAAACACAGGAGCAAGUAUAGACCUGUACCCCGGGUUAAAAGCAGAAAGUGAAAAGUUCAGAGAAUAUUUUGAGAAGGAAGUCAAGGGAGCCAAAAAAAAAGCCGAGUUCUUUAAAUUAUACAAAACAAAUUUUUCAAAACUGAUCAAUGACUCUACUCCAUUUAAAGUACACAAGUUUCUUUAUAAACUCGGCCGCUCUGUCGGGUACCUCUCAUGGGACCACGGGGGAAAUAGGGGCUGUGCGACCUGCUUUGUUUUUCACAAGCAGUUCAUUUUGACUUGUUGGCAUGUGAUAAGAGAUAUUGUGGGAGAGGGAGUAGAUCAAACCCUGUGGGCAGACAUAGUUAGUCGGUAUGUAAAGGUGUCAUUUGGUUAUGAAGAGACCCUACAGAAGGAAGCGGAAAUCUUCUUUGUUGACCCUUGGUUUGAGGUAGCUGAUGAAAGUCUUGAUUAUGCUGUUCUGAAACUGAAAAUAGAGGAAGUCCAAGUUCCUUGUGGACUCUACAAGGGACCUGCAUCAAUUAGUGACCGAAUAUAUAUAAUUGGUCACCCAGAAGGAGAGCCAAAGUGUACGGAGUCUUGCCUUGUGAUCCCUCAGGCUAAGCGAGAGCAGGCAUGCGUGGCUAGGCAGACACAGCUUCCCUAUGUCCACAUGUUCACUCAACGGAGUUUCCAGGGCAUAAGUGAAAAUAAUGAUGUGAUUACCUAUCACAGCUCCUUUUUCUUUGGGGCUUCUGGCUCCCCUGUGUUGAAUGCAGAGGGUUCUCUGGUGGGCAUGCAUGCCGCUGGUCUGAAUUUGAGUCUCCGUGAAAAAAGUCCUACCCUCAUUGAGUUUGGCCCUUGUAUACGUUCUAUUCUUAGUCAUAUGGAGAAGAACUUUCCUAAUUGGUAUCUAGAAAUAACUGCCAAUCAGGAUGAAGAAAUGGAGAGUGAUGUGGAUUGAGAAUGCUGAGAAUUCAGUUUCCUUACCAGCUUUAAGGGAAAUUCCUUGCAAUUCAUAAGGGAGGUAAUAGCAGUAUAACUAUCAAAUAAGUUUAUCUUCUAGAAAAGAAAUGAUGGUUGCACAAGUUGUGCAGCUACUCAUUCCAUACUCAAGUAUCUGACUGGCAUUCACAAAGAACAGUUUGGAUAGAUUUUGCAAAGUGAAAGAAUUCUGGUUGCCAAGUUGGAGUUAUCUUCUUAAUUUGCCAGAGAGAGAAUGUCACAGCCCACUUUGCCUAGUGGUGCUCACCAUGGUGAGAGCCAGAGAGUUUGGUGUUUGGGGGGCUAACGGGGCCUCAUCCUAUGACACCACCAGGGAUCAAGUGAUAUUGUGGGAGAAGGAAGAGAUCAAACUGAGUGGGCAGGCAUGUGAGUGUGUAAAGGUGUCCUAUGGUUAGUAAGAGUCCACAGAGAAGGAAGAGAACUGCUUCUCUCUUGACCCUUUGUUUGAGGUGCUGUGGGAAGUUGAUGAUGCAGUGCUGAAACUGGACACAGGAGAAGGAGCCCACAUUCUUUCUGGACCCUGUGAGGGACCUACUCCUGCAUCAUAAGGUGACUUGAUAUGUAUUAUUUGGCAUCCAGAUGGAGAGCCUACCACGAAGCUGCCUCCUGGUGACCCUAAAAAUCUUUGUAAGACAAUGGAUAAGUAAGAUGUGAGGGGCUGGAACAAUAGCACAGUGCGUAGGGCGUUUGCCUUGCACGUGGGUGACCCGGGUUCGAUUCCCAGGAUCCCAUAUGGUCCCCUGAGUACUGCCAGAGGUAAUUCCUGAGUGCAGAGCCAGGAGUAACCCCUACGAAUCGCCAGGUGUGACUCAAAAAGAAAAAAAAAAAAGGUUGCAAAAUGGUUUUAAAAUACAUUAC
Sorex araneus (European shrew) is the source of this 2674-nucleotide messenger RNA. Its product is annotated as serine protease FAM111A-like. NCBI's taxonomy places the organism in Eukaryota, Metazoa, Chordata, Mammalia, Eulipotyphla, Soricidae. The record is from RefSeq and is a predicted model, not a curated record. The coding region runs from base 54 to 1775 and encodes 573 amino acids. The transcript has 3 exons.